Molecule: messenger RNA, 3541 nt
Organism: Cannabis sativa
Lineage: Eukaryota; Viridiplantae; Streptophyta; Magnoliopsida; Rosales; Cannabaceae
Product: nuclear pore complex protein NUP96
Exons: 6
Coding region: 208-3378 (1056 amino acids)
Biological process (GO): nucleocytoplasmic transport
Cellular component (GO): nuclear pore
Molecular function (GO): structural constituent of nuclear pore
Source: RefSeq, a predicted model, not a curated record
UUAUCUAUAAUUCUCAGAAAUUAAAAAAAAAAAACAGUGAGGGACAAAAUGGCGGACUCGCGGCCUUGCCUAAAUUGCCUUUGCUCUUUGAACUUGUAACCGGAAACUGGAGACUUACAACGGGGACAACCGGUAAUCCUGCUCUAAUAACUAAAAAAAAAGCCCUCUCAUUCAACUUUUUACAAUCUCUCUGAUUCUCACAUUUUCAUGGCGUCGCCACUGCCUCGGUCUCCGGUCUCCGGGGCCUCUGUUGAACUUGAUGGUAGGAGUACAGUCAGUACUUCCUGUGCUAUGGAUUUUGCUGCAGAAAUUUCUAGUUCACAAGAUGUACUCCAAAAGAGAAUGAGAGAGAUUGAAACUCUUCUACCUACUCUACAGAAGCCUGAGUAUUAUAUGGAGCCAUGCUUUGAUGAGUUGGUCUCGAGGGAAUUGAUGGAUCCUGGUUAUUCUAGCCGAGUUCCAGAUUUCACAGUUGGAAGAUAUGGUUUUGGUUCAGUCAAGUAUAUUGGAGAAACUGAUGUUAGGUGGCUGAAUCUAGACGAUAUUGUAACCUUCCAUAGGCACGAGGUAGUUGUAUAUGAAGAUGAAAGUACCAAGCCUUUGGUUGGUCAGGGCCUUAACAAGACUGCUGAGGUGACUUUGGUGCUAAAAUUAACAUCCUCAACUAUUGAGGAGGAUCAGAAAGAAAGUGUGGUGGGUAAAUUAAGGCAGAGUGCCCAGAGACAGGAGGCUCAGUUUGUAUCAUUUGACUCCGCUAAUGGUGAAUGGAAAUUCUUGGUUCAGCAUUUUAGUAGGUUCGGAUUAAGCGAGGAUGAUGAAGACGAUAUGGUAAUGGAUGAUGCUCCUGCAGUUCAAGAGCCAACAGCGAUGAUUGGUGAGGAGAUCUCUGACAUUGAUGAACAACCACAAUUUGAUAAUUCUGGAAACUUGCUUUCUCAUUCUCUUCCUACUCAUCUUGGGCUUGACCCAAUAAAGAUGAACGAAUUGAGAAUGUUGAUGUUCCGUGAUGAGGAAGAGGACAGUGAUGAUUUCGAUCAAUUUCUUAGUCAUCAGAAAUCAUCCUUUAAUAAAGAAUCUGUCAAACCACCUCUGCAGAAUUUGACACCGAUGAAUCAUAGAGCUACUCCACUAGUUGCCCGCAAAACUCCAUUGGCAUUGCUUGAGUACAAGCAUGGAAGUUUUGAUUCGAACUCUCCUGGUACCAUUUUGAUGGCCCAACAAAUUAAAACUACACCUCUCAAGAAAUUAAAACCAGAAGGUUUUCAGCUGGACCUCAAGCAUGAAACACCAGUAACUAGAAGCCAUACUCAGUGUGUAGUUGAUGCGGGUUUGUUCAUGGGUAGGUCAUUUGGGGUAGCGUGGGGUCCAAAUGGAACACUCAUUCAUGCUGGUAAACCGGUUUGUGGUAGUGAUUCUCAGAAGGGGUUGUCUUCUGUGAUCCACUUGGAGAAGAUUGCCAUUGACAAAGUGGUUAGAGAUGAGAAAAAGAAAGUGAGAGAGGAACUAGUGGAUUUUGCAUUUGAUUCUCUUCUAAAUCUCCACAAAGAAAUAAAUCACGAUACAAAAGAAAAAGAAUUUGGGUCUUUUAAAUUGAAGCUUCAAAAACUUGUAUCUAAUCAAUUACAGCUUUCAGAGAUUUGUAGAAGCUAUGCAGAGAUUAUUCAGAAACAGCUAGAAGUACCUGGGUUGUCAUCUUCUGCCCGCUCUGGUUUGAUGCACCAAAUAAUGGUAUGGGAGUUGAUAAAAGUCCUUUUUUCUGAAAGAGAGAAUAAUAGAGAAAUGAAACCUUCGAGCACAGACAAUGAAGAAGAUAUGAUGCAGGACCAGGAUGCGAAGGAAGCUUCUCUUGAUGUUGAUCUUGAAGCACUCCCUCUAAUCAGAAGGGCAGAGUUCAGUUAUUGGCUGCAAGAAAGUGUUUGUGGUCAUGUACAAGAUGACAUAAGUUCCCUAAAUGAGACUGAUUAUCUUCAACAUAUAUUUUUACUCCUGACUGGGAGGCAGUUGGAUACUGCCGUGGAACUGGCCGUUGGUAAAAGUGAUGUAAGACUUGCUUGUUUAUUAAGUCAGGCUGGUGGUUCCAUGGUGAAUCGUUCUGAUGUUGCAAGGCAGCUUGACCUUUGGAAAAUCAAUGGGCUGGAUUUUAAUUUCAUUGAGAAGGAUAGGAUAAGGCUUUAUGAGUUGCUUUCUGGUGACAUUCAUGGCUCUUUGUACAACAUUGACAUUGACUGGAAGAGGUUUCUAGGUUUAUUAAUGUGGUAUAAACUACCUCCUCAUGCUUCACUGCCUGUUGUCUUUCACACUUAUCAACAUCUUCUUGAGGAUGGAAAAGCUCCAUCUCCUGUUCCAGUUUAUGUCGAUGAAGGAUUUGAAGAGGAGGCUGUAAAUUGGAAAUCGAAGGAGCGUUUUGACAUCUCAUACUAUCUUAUGCUUCUUCAUGCAAGUGAUGAAACACAACCUGAAUUUUUGAAGAAUAUGUUCAGUGCCUUCUCUUCAACACACGACCCACUUGAUUAUCACAUGAUAUGGCAUCAGCGUGCUGUGUUGGAAGCAAUUGGUGUCAUCAGUUCUGAUGAUCUUCAUGUUCUUGACGUGGCACUUAUUUCUCAACUCUUGUGUUUAGGCAAAUGCCAUUGGGCCAUCUAUGUGGUUCUCCAUAUGCCUUAUCGUGAAGAUUUUCCUUAUCUUCAAGCUAAUUUAAUUCGGGAGAUCUUGUUCCAAUACUGUGAAUCGUGGAGUACUCAAGAAAGUCAACGUCAAUUUAUAGAAAAUCUAGGCGUUCCAGUUGCAUGGCUGCACGAAGCACUGGCAGUUUAUUACAAUUAUAUUGGGGAUCUCUCUAAAGCCCUGGAACACUUUCUUCAAUGUGCUCAUUGGCCGAAAGCUCAUACCAUUUUCAUAACCUCGGUUGCACAUACACUAUUCUUGUCAGGCAAACAUUCAGAGAUAUGGAAGCUUGCAACUUCAAUGGAAGAUCAUAAGUCAGAAAUUGACAAUUGGGACUUGGGAGCUGGAAUAUACAUUUCAUUCUAUUUUCUAAGAAAUUCACUUCUUGAAGAUAAUGAUACCAUGAGUGAACUGGAUUCCCUUGAGAGCAAAAACUCUGCCUGUAGUAAAUUCAUCGAUCAAUUAAACAAUUCUCUGGCGGUUUUGGGUGAUAGAUUACCAGUCGAUGCCAGAGUGGCUUACUCAAAGAUGGGUGAGGAGAUAUGCAGCUUACUAUUGUCGGGUGUUGGUGAGGGCAGAACGCGCGAUAUGCAGCUAAGCUGCUUCGACACAGUGUCUAAUGCUCCAAUACCCGAGGAAGUCCGAUCUAGUCAUCUGCAGGACGCAGCCUCUCUUUUCACUUGCUUUCUUUCUGAGCUGGCUGCACCAACCUAACCUACACUUUUUGCAAAUCUUUGAAUGUUUUUGCUUUCAUAUUUUGUACACAUUGAGAAAGUCCAAGAGGUUUUUUCUAUUGUAUAUUUUGCUCGAGCAACCUAUUAUUAUUCCAAGCAUGUAGUUUUCUGACUUUUGAGAUAAAUUAGUUCUUUGCUCUUAA